Molecule: messenger RNA, 1278 nt
Organism: Magnolia sinica
Lineage: Eukaryota; Viridiplantae; Streptophyta; Magnoliopsida; Magnoliales; Magnoliaceae
Product: probable disease resistance protein At1g12290
Exons: 1
Coding region: 1-1278 (425 amino acids)
Molecular function (GO): protein binding
Source: RefSeq, a predicted model, not a curated record
AUGCAUGAUUUAAUAAGAGAUCUGGCCAUUGGAAUUACAAGGAAGAGGCCUCUGUUUGUGGUCAAAACUGGGAUGGGGAUAAGCGGAUCAAUUGGUGCAGAAGAAUUUACUGAAGAGGUUGAAAGAAUCUCAUUAAUGAGAAAUCAAGUUGAAAUGCUUUCAGGUGAACCCAACUGCCCAAAACUCUCCACAUUGUUGUUGCAAGAAAACCCUCUCUUAGGAAACAUUUCUCAUGAGUUCUUCAAUCGCAUGAACAGCCUCAGAGUUCUUGACCUCUCUAAGACUAGUAUUGAGUAUCUGCCAGAAUCAGUUUCCAACUUGGAGAACCUGUGUAUGCUCUUACUAAAUGGUUGUAAGAGGUUAAGGGAGGUACCGUCCUUAGCAAAGCUGAAGCGUGUAAGGUUUUUGAACCUAAAUGACACUGGCAUCAAAGAAGUGCCAGAUGGGAUGGAAUGUUUGGUUAGCCUCAAAGAGCUUUAUGUUUCAUCUGUUGAAGGGACAAAUAGGAUAAAUGAUGGUGGUUGCAAUUCCUUAAUGCUUCCUGAUAGUAUUGUCAAGUUGAAUGUGGACAAAUGCGUGCUGUCAAGCUUACACUGCCUAACUCGCUUGCAACACUUACAGUCAUGUGACAUCUGGUGGUGUAGCAUGAAGUGGUUGUUGCCUAUAGGAGACAACAGCACCAUAAUUCCAUCUUUUCCCUCAAUACGGUCUCUGUUUCUAUUGGAUCUUCCAAAUUUUAUGGGUCUCUGUGAGGGAGUCUUGCUGCCUCCCUCAUUUGCAUGCCUUAAACUCCUGAGUGUCUCGGGAUGUCAAGUAUUGAAGAAUGUCAUGUCACUAGAAUUGUUUCAGCACCUCCAAUGCCUCGAACAAAUCAGUAUUACAGGAUGCAGGGAGAUGGAGGAGGUGAUAAAAGGAGAAGAAAGUGAUAACAACAACAAUAACAAUAACAUCAUCCUACUUCCUAACUUGAGGGAGUUGCGUUUGAUAAAUUUAGGGAAAUUGAAAAGCAUUUGUAAGCGGGUAAUCAUUUGCCCUUCCCUGAAUCAGAUUUGUAUACGAGGUUGUCAUCGGCUGAGGAAGAUCUCUAUUUCCUCUGGCAGCUCAACAUCUACUGUGGAAGGAGAGAUCUAUGGAAGCAAAGAGUGGUGGGAUGCAUUGGAGUGGGAUGAUCCCAACACCAAAGCACUCUUACUUUUUCUUAAUGAAGAAACAGUACGUGGAAUGAAAAGAAAAGCAGAUCAAGUAGAAGAGGUUGCAUCCACGUCACAGCAGCAAUAA